Molecule: messenger RNA, 3168 nt
Organism: Hydractinia symbiolongicarpus
Lineage: Eukaryota; Metazoa; Cnidaria; Hydrozoa; Anthoathecata; Hydractiniidae
Exons: 4
Coding region: 373-2703 (776 amino acids)
Cellular component (GO): guanyl-nucleotide exchange factor complex
Source: RefSeq, a predicted model, not a curated record
UCUGCCCAAUAUAAUGUCAGGAGUAGGAGUAAUGUCACUAAAUAGCUUUUUCAGCUGAUCGAUAACAGGUGCAAAUUGCAGGUUGGUUGAUAUAUGUUUUCCAAUUUGAUCAUCUGCUUGUCUGUACACUGCAGCUAAAAUUUGUACUGCUUGAGUGAAUGCUCAAUACUUCAAAUGUCGUUGCUGUAUCAGAUUGAAGAUAUAUUGCAACACCAUCUGUUGCUUAUCUGCGAUUUUCUUUUCUUCAGGAACUUUCUGCGCGAAACAUUUUCUUUACUUGAUAUCAACUCUUCGUCUUUCACUUCACAAGUGAUUGUUUUUUCUCCAAUUUUGCAAAACAAGUAAAAAAUUUGUGGAAUUAAUAAUAUUACUAUGAAAACAGCCAAUGACUUUAUAUCACAACUAGUGGAUGAUGGGUACCCAUCACAACCCUGGCCAUCUUCCACAUUUGAAAAUGACUUCAUUCUGUUGUCAGAAUUUUCAGAAAUGGUUGGACCAAAACCAAUUUUCACAAUUCCGAUGCAGCAAAAUUCAAAAUUUGAUUUAAAUGAGUUUGCUGUACGAAUAAUGUCUGUAGAUUGUGUGUCGAUAAUGCAAACCACUGAUUUUUCAAGUUUCAACAUUGCUGGUGAUAUUCAGGUUGUACUAACAGAAUCAAAAGAAGGUGCUGUUGCUUACGUACACCAUUUUGUUCUUUACGAUAUUUGCGCACGUGGCUUUGUUCGUCCAUACUGUCUGGCGUACAUCACUCGAAAUUAUACUGAACUGAUGGCGAAAUUCAACGAUCUGUUAGGAUACUUUCAAACUGUUUCGUCUUUAUACCACUUCGGUAAUACUCUGAAUUUCCUCCUUGAUCUGUCGCUACGGAUGCAACAUUUGACAGAGCUUAAAGAUGCCUUACAAUGCAGCACGAAAGAUAUUUGCAUUGAUGGUAAGACUCUCACACAAUCACAGAAAGAAAGCAUCUCCCUAGCAUCAUUAGAUGAAUCUAUGCAACAAUUGAAAGAACUAACUUCAAUCUUCAAAGCUUAUUGCGAGCGGGAUAUGUUUCAAGAACAUCGUGAUAUUUUUCGACAAAGGUAUGAAGAGAUUCUCAACUGUAGCGUAGACACGACGGAAUCAAGUGAAACAGACUCCUGCGCAGUGGAUGAAGGCAUUCCACAAGAAGAUGGGUUUCAACUUGAUAUUGAGGGUGACGGCAUUACCAUAGAACCCAAGUCCGCUCACCAUGUGCCAUCUGAUGUUGUGUCUUCCAUAUUAGGGAAGAAAUAUGACAAACCCCUUCGAAAUUUAAACACACUUUGUGACGUGACAUUUGAUCCUGGAAUUGAGAUGCUUAAGUAUUGUUUAGACUCGAUUACUCACGAAGAGUAUUCAAAACAUACUUCGCCUUCUCUAAAUGGUACAUUCAACCAAGCGUCUAAACUGCAGUUUGGUAUGUUUGAGUUUUCUGUGACGCCCUUCUCUUCCGCUCACCGCGGUUGUGAUUUGCAUACCAAGGAAACAGCAUGUCAGUCUUCUUUACAAAACCUAUUGCUUGUGAAAGCUGGGUACGAGCUUCGCGAAUCUAACGCUUCAAACAAAGUGGAUAUCAUCAAACUUGACUCGGUAGACGGCACACAAAAAGUGACGAUGAAUAUCAACAAUUCUUUCCUAUCUGAUUUAAAAAUAACAAAUAUACCCUCUCCUGUACAUAGUUCGUCAAAGUUGCCGGUCCGAUUAGAUUCUUACGUCAAUAUACCGUCAGUGACGUCCGAUGUAGCGCUUGACGUGCAUUCAUCGACGUCACAACAAAGUAGCACCGUUAAUAUCAGUGCAAACCAGAGCGAAGGUUCACCAGACUCUUUUAAAGAUGCGUUAGAACAUUUUUCCAGCAAGAGUUCCACGCCUGAUUCGCUUUUCACAAAAAUUGAAUUCAACCGUUGCAGUAGUGUCAUAAGCACCGCGAGCAGUUUUUCAAAUACUUCCGAACAUUUGAAGUAUUCUAAAGUUUCGUUAUUGUCUUUACGAAAGAAAUAUUCGUUUCUUCCUCAUGCCGUGUUUUCGUUGUUCAUUGGUCGUCCCUUGAUCGUACUUGGUGAAGAGAAGCAUAUGAAGAACAUAAAACGGAUUAUAUACGGAUUUGCUAACUUUCUUGUUACAAGUGACCACGCGGUGAGGAAAAUCAUUCCAUGGUCAACGGAGAUGAUUAAAUUGGAAGAAAUGGAGAAAGUUGGAUUGUGUGGCUUAAUGAAAAGUAACAGCGGUAUUUCAAACUCUUUAAAACCUUAUGUAUCAAUAAUAGAUUAUGAAAACCAAACAUUGGUUGCUCCUGUCUAUACCGGUAAAUUUCUGGCAGAUAUGUUCGAGACAAGUAAACAUUUUACGACAGAACAUGUCUAUAGGAGAUAUGUGCAUCAGAUAUUUUCACAAAUCAUGAACAUUGUUUAUGUACAGUUCACGGCGAAAUAUGCACAGUCCGGUAAAUACGGCGUAGCGAAUAUAUACGGCUUGCGCUUAUAUGGUGAUAUACAUAUGAUGCAGGGAAAGUUAUUAGCAGGCGAUUUAUUGAUAUUGCGAGAAUUGGUUGAAAGACUUCGAGAGCAAGUGAUGAGUGCUGUGUGUAAUGAAGGAGAUUUAGAGAUGAUUGUAACGGCUGCAAGAAAGACCAUCAAGUUGAAUACACUUAAGUCUUCACUUUUUGUCAACAAAAAUAAGAAGUGAAGAUAUGACCGUUGAAAUUUUUGUGUGAAACAUUUAUAAGCACUGUAAUAUAUCAGCACUUUUCACUACCUUAAAAUUUCUUUGUGUGAUAAAAGGAAAACUACUAUUUCGGAAUAUUCUUUUCAACCUUGUUUCAGUUGUUUGUUUUUGUUGUUGUUGAUGUUGUUAUUGUUGGAUUUCCGUGUAAGAAAGUAUUCUGAUUAAAGUUGAUAGUGAGAAUUGCAACCUCACUUAUGAAUAUGUAUUCGCAGAAAAAUAUACAAAAUAUAGCUGCAUCAUUACAAAAAAAUUAUUUGUUCCAUUUUUGUAUUCGGCUUUAUUUUUAGUACCCCAUUUGAUGUCUACAAACAAGUAUUUUUAAGAAUUGGAGUGUAAUAUAUUUUUAUACGAAUUUUAAACUGAAGUAAAAUUAUAUUUUUAAUCGUUUUUUAAAAUAAUGUUAUGUUUCAAAUAAAUUGCUUGUUU